Messenger RNA from Dipodomys spectabilis (banner-tailed kangaroo rat), 1272 nucleotides. RefSeq names its product engrailed homeobox 1 (gene En1). Gene Ontology annotation, cellular component: nucleus. Gene Ontology annotation, biological process: neuron differentiation; regulation of transcription by RNA polymerase II; multicellular organism development. The record is from RefSeq and is a predicted model, not a curated record. The coding region runs from base 1 to 1272 and encodes 423 amino acids. Lineage: Eukaryota; Metazoa; Chordata; Mammalia; Rodentia; Heteromyidae. The transcript is spliced from 2 exons. Gene Ontology annotation, molecular function: DNA-binding transcription factor activity, RNA polymerase II-specific; RNA polymerase II cis-regulatory region sequence-specific DNA binding.
AUGGAAGAACAGCAGCCGGAACCUAAAAGUCAGCGCGACUCCGGCCUCAGCGCGGCGGCGGCGGCGGCGGCUGCGGCGGCCCCGGGCGGCCUCAGCCUGAGCCUCAGUCCCGGCGCCAGCGGCAGCAGCAGCAGUGAUGGAGACAGCGUGCCCGUGUCCCCGCAGCCCGCGCCCCCCUCGCCGCCCGCGGCGCCCUGCCUGCCGCCCCUGGCCCACCACCCGCACCUCCCCCCGCACCCCCCGCCCCCGCCGCCGCCGCCACCGCAGCCGCAGCAUCUCGCGGCGCCCGCUCACCAGCCGCAGCCCGGGGCCCAGCUGCACCGCACCACCAACUUUUUCAUCGACAACAUCCUGAGGCCGGAUUUCGGCUGCAAAAAGGAGCCGCCGCCGCCGCAGCUCCUGGUGGCGGCGGCAGGCGGAGGAGGAGGUACCGGAGGAGGAGGAGGAGGAGGAGGUGGAGGAGGAGGAGGUGGUGGUGGAGGAGGAGGAGGACGAGGAAGCCAGAUCGAGCGCGACAGAGGCCAGAAUGGCGCAGGUAGAGACCCAGUCCACCCCUUGGGCACGCGGGCGCCAGGCACUGCCUCGCUCCUAUGCGCCCCGGACGCGAACUGUGGCCCACCCGACGGCUCCCAGCCGGCCACCGUCGCCGGCGCGGCCUCCUCGAAAGCCGGGAAUCCCGCGGCGGCGGCGGCGGCAGCGGCGGCGGCAGCGGCCGUGGCAGCGGCGGCGGCGGCGGCGGCGGCGGCAGCUAAACCCUCGGACAGCGGCGGUGGCAGUGGAGGCAGCGCGGGGAGCCCCGGCGCGCAGGGCGCCAAGUACCCGGAGCACGGCAACCCGGCCAUCCUACUCAUGGGAUCCGCCAACGGCGGGCCCGUGGUCAAAACUGACUCGCAGCAGCCCCUGGUCUGGCCCGCCUGGGUCUACUGCACGCGCUACUCGGACCGCCCGUCCUCCGGUCCGCGCACCAGGAAGCUGAAGAAGAAGAAGAACGAGAAGGAGGACAAGCGGCCGAGGACGGCGUUCACGGCCGAGCAGCUGCAGAGACUCAAGGCGGAGUUCCAGGCGAACCGCUACAUCACCGAGCAGCGGCGGCAGACCCUGGCCCAGGAGCUCAGCCUCAACGAGUCGCAGAUCAAGAUCUGGUUCCAGAACAAGCGCGCCAAGAUCAAGAAAGCCACGGGCAUUAAGAACGGCCUGGCGCUGCACCUCAUGGCCCAGGGACUGUACAACCACUCCACCACCACGGUCCAGGACAAAGACGAGAGCGAGUAG